This is a messenger RNA of Sporothrix brasiliensis 5110, 1683 nucleotides long. RefSeq names its product oligosaccharidyl-lipid flippase family. NCBI's taxonomy places the organism in Eukaryota, Fungi, Ascomycota, Sordariomycetes, Ophiostomatales, Ophiostomataceae. Gene Ontology annotation, molecular function: 2-(3-amino-3-carboxypropyl)histidine synthase activity. Gene Ontology annotation, cellular component: endoplasmic reticulum membrane. The record is from RefSeq and is a predicted model, not a curated record. Gene Ontology annotation, biological process: glycolipid translocation; dolichol-linked oligosaccharide biosynthetic process; protein histidyl modification to diphthamide. The coding region runs from base 1 to 1683 and encodes 560 amino acids. The transcript has 2 exons.
AUGGCGGACAAACAACCGCCCCCGGCUUCAGCUCCUACAGCCCCGUCGGCCGUCCGCGGUGCGUCGCUGCUUAUUGCACUGCAGGUCGCAUCCCGCGCGGCUACUUUCAUCGCCAACCAGCUGCUGCUCCGCUUCUUGACGGCACAGCUGCUCGGCGUGGCCACACAGCUCGAGGUUUACUACCUGAGCGUGCUCUUCUUUGCACGCGAGAGUUUGCGUGUAGCCAUUCAACGCCAGGGCGGGCGGGAGCAGCCUCAAGAGGGCGCCAAGAGCCCCAAGGAGAACGCCUCCAAGGGGGGGUCCUAUGUCUCCAUUUUGCUGGGAUCGCUUGUCGCCCUGCUGCUCGGCUGGCUCUACUUGGCAUCGAUUCACAAGACGACAGACGAGGACGGCAACGUCCACAAUGAUCACGAGCACGACCACCCGGCACGGUCGCUUGCAGAGACCACGCCGUUUCUCGUUCCUAGCCUGUACCUCUACGCCUUUGCGUCCGCCAUUGAGCUGCUGUCGGAGCCGGCUUUUGUCGUCUUGCAGUUGAGACUGCAGUUUGGUGCGCGGGCCGCCGCCGAAUCGGUUGCCACCGUGCUACGCUGUGCAACGACCUUGGGCGCUGCCGUGCUGGCCACGCGUUUGGGCGACGGCAGGGGCACUGCCGGACGUGGCAUCGAUCUCGGCGUCCUGCCCUUUGCGCUCGGCCAACUGGCCUACGGGGUCGGCCUGCUGGCGGUGUACGCUUGGCACGGCGCAUCCCUGGCGCGGCGCGACGGCUUCUCGCUCUUUCCCCGCCGCCUGGCCGGCCCGUACGCUCUCCAGCUCUUUGACCGGCCGACCCUCCACCUGGCCUCCAGCAUGUCCGUCCAGAGCAUUGUCAAACACAUGCUGACGCAGGGCGACACGUUCCUAGUCAGUGUGCUGUCGACCACCACGACCCAGGGCGUCUAUGCCUUGGCCAACAACUACGGCGGCCUGGCCGCGCGGCUGCUGUUCCAGCCCAUUGAAGAGAGCAGCCGCAGCUACUUUUCUCGCUUGUUGGCUGAGGACGACAAGGAGCACAACAAGGAGACAAGUAAGAACGCGCCCACGGAGAGGGCGGCCCGCGACCUCCAGACCCUGCUUAAGCUCUACCUGCUCUUCUCCCUUGUCGUGACGGCCAUUGGUCCCGCCGCUGCAGCGCCCUUCCUGGGGCUUGUCACCGGCCCGCGCUGGGCCAACUCGGGCGCCGCCGCUACUCUCGCGGCCUACGUGUGGUACAUUCCGCUGCUGGCCAUCAAUGGCGUCGCAGAAGCUUUUGUGGCAUCGGUCGCAACCGAAGCCCAGGUCUACCGCCAAUCGGUGUGGAUGGGCGGCUUCUCGGCCGUGUUCGCGGCCGCUGGCUACAUCUGUCUGCGCGUGCUCGACGGCGGUGCUGUCGGCCUGGUCGCGGCCAACGGCAUCAACAUGGCGUGCCGCAUCGUCUGGUGUCUUGUAUUUAUUCGACGGUACUUUGCGGCACGUGGUAUCUCGUUUUUCGGCGACGCCACGUCCUCGCUCAUGCCGCACCCCUUCGCCGUGCUGGCAGCCGUGGUCACGAGCACGGCUGUCCGGCGGUUUGUGCCGGCCCCGAUGUCCACAGGGCCCGUCGCUCAGAUUACACAGCUUGUCAAGAUUGCCGUCUUGGCCGUCCCAUUUCUCCUCACAGUGUAA